AUCAUGAGUGAGAAAUGGGACUCAGACUCAGAACACUGGCAUCACAACUGGACUGUUAAUGCCACAGAGGAUCACCUGUUCUUAGAUAUUAAUAUUACCUACGUGAACUACUAUCGUCACCAGCCUCAAGUGGCAACAGUCUUCAUCAUUUCUUACUUUCUGAUCUUCUUCCUGUGUAUGGUGGGAAAUACGGUGGUUUGCUUUGUUGUAAUGAGGAACAAACAUAUGCACACGGUCACCAAUCUCUUCAUCUUGAACCUGGCAAUCAGCGAUUUGCUCAUUGGCAUAUUCUGCAUGCCUAUAACCCUGCUGGACAACAUUAUAGUAGGAUGGCCAUUUGGAAACACUAUGUGCAAGCUCAGUGGACUCGUCCAGGGGAUAUCAGUCGCAGCUUCUGUCUUCACUUUAGUUGCGAUAGCAAUAGACAGGUUUCGGUGUGUUGUCUACCCUUUUAAACCAAAGAUCACUGUCAAGACAGCAUUUGUCAUUAUUGUGAUCAUCUGGGUCCUGGCUGUCACCAUCAUGUCCCCAUCUGCAGUAAUGUUACAAGUGCGAGAGGAACGAUACUUCCGGGUGAGACUCAGCUCCCAGAAUCAAACCAGCCCUGUCUAUUGGUGCUGGGAAGCCUGGCCCAACCCAGAGAUGAGGAAGGUCUACACCACUGUGCUGUUUGCCACCAUCUACCUGGCUCCACUCUCCCUCAUGGUCAUCAUGUAUGGAAGGAUUGGCGUCUCCCUCUUCAAAGCCACAGUGCCCCACCCAGGCCAGCACAUCCAGGAGCACUCACAGGUGUCCAGAAAGAAGCAGAAAGUCAUUAAGAUGCUCCUGACGGUGGCCCUGCUCUUCAUUCUCUCCUGGUUGCCCCUGUGGACUCUAAUGAUGCUCUCAGACUAUGCUGAGCUUUCUCCCAGUGAACUGCGGGUCAUCAACAUCUAUAUCUACCCUUUUGCACACUGGCUGGCCUUCUGUAACAGCAGCAUCAACCCCAUCAUCUAUGGUUUCUUCAAUGAGAACUUCCGCCACGGCUUUGAAGAUGCUUUCCAGCUCCAGCUCUGCCAAAAACAUGCAGAACCCAAGCAAGCCUAUGUCCUGAGAGCUAAACACAACACAGUCAUUAACACGUCUGGUGAGUUAGUGCAGGGAUCUACAUUUCAAAAGCUACCUGGUGAAAAUGUGCUUGACAAAAGUACUGAAAAACCCAAACAGGAUCUGAUAGAAGAAUUAGGAGAGGCUGCCAACAGUAUUGAGGUUUAA
Molecule: messenger RNA, 1254 nt
Organism: Ochotona curzoniae (black-lipped pika)
Lineage: Eukaryota; Metazoa; Chordata; Mammalia; Lagomorpha; Ochotonidae
Gene: NPFFR2
Product: neuropeptide FF receptor 2
Exons: 3
Coding region: 4-1254 (416 amino acids)
Biological process (GO): regulation of adenylate cyclase activity; regulation of cAMP-dependent protein kinase activity; G protein-coupled receptor signaling pathway
Cellular component (GO): membrane
Molecular function (GO): peptide binding; neuropeptide receptor activity; opioid receptor binding
Source: RefSeq, a predicted model, not a curated record